AUGAAAAUAGACACGUCUGGAUUUAAUGAAUUUACUUUAUCAUACUUUGUUUGUCCAUGGCUUAAUAUAUCUUUGCCUAGUCAACAACCAUUAGAUGAAACGUUUUUCUACAAACUUGAACAACAACGUUUGUUUGCACAAUUGAAAUGUGACCAAAGUCGACGUUUAAAACAGCAGAAAUUAUGGUUUACAGCCGGCAUGGAACAGAAAAAUCAUAUUGAUCAAAGUGAAUUGAAUUCAAAUACAGUGGAUUAUACAACAAAAUCAACUGAACAAUAUCCGAAUGGCCAUCAAUUUCGUUUGCCUGAUUUACCACAAGUAAACGAUCUUGAAGUAACUAAUUUUCCGACAUAUUCAAUAGUACAAUCUUUUCAAGUUAUGAGGGAUAACAAACAAAUGUUACCACUCGAUUUUUAUGAACGAUUAAUAAUAAAACUGCAUUCUCAAUUAAUUGAACGUCUUGAUUACAAAGAUUUAAUAAUUGCUCGCACAGGAUACAACGAUUAUAUUAAAGUAGAACGAUUACAAUUGAAUAAACAAUCGUCAUCACAUGACUAUACAAAACAUUACCAAAUUCAUUCAAUAUGGAAACGUAUAACUAUUACAUUAAAAUCAGUCGAUGAAAAUUGUGCGAUUCAUAUUAAACAAAUUAUCGAUCAAAUUCUAACAGAUAUUUGUAUGUUUUAUAGUGGUAUAAAGUUUCAAAAACAUCAUAUGAUGAAAAACAUUGAAUAA
Molecule: messenger RNA, 735 nt
Organism: Didymodactylos carnosus
Lineage: Eukaryota; Metazoa; Rotifera; Eurotatoria; Philodinida; Philodinidae
Source: the annotation of a GenBank genome assembly